Messenger RNA from Vigna unguiculata (cowpea), 1510 nucleotides. RefSeq lists its product as uncharacterized. The record is from RefSeq and is a predicted model, not a curated record. NCBI's taxonomy places the organism in Eukaryota, Viridiplantae, Streptophyta, Magnoliopsida, Fabales, Fabaceae.
CAGAAGAUGGUUCUAUAAAUAACACCGCCUCCAUCAUAUGCUACUUACUUCUCUCCUCAUAAUCACCUUCAUCCUUUCAGCAGUUCCUAAACGCCAUGGCUAACCCUCCCCCAGUUCGUCCCUGGUUCCGCUUAGCCUCCAUUCGCUCCACCCCUGCUGCCCCUGCCCCUACCCAAGAGCCUCGCACUACGUUGGGCCUGCCCGCAUUUAGAACUGCUUCAGCACCCUCAUCACCACAAUCUCACCCUACUCAACCUCAACCUCAACCUCAUCCCGCUCCAGAACCUUCAUAUCAACCUAACAGAUUCUCUUCUUCUUCACUCCCAAAUUCUCCAGUCCACAAGGCCACACUUACAACAUCUUCCCCCCCACAUUCCUCCCCUGAGAAGAAUACGCGUGUGCAUGUCCCAAGUCCCAUUCACUCUCCUAAAACAAUUAAGCAAUCUGAUCGUAGCCCAAUGCGCUCACCAAACAAUAGCAGAACCACCACUCCUCCACCAUCUCCUCUCACUCUCCCACCUUCCCAGUUGAAGACCGAGCCCAAGAUACCUGAACAGCCGGAGCCCAAAACCGUGCUGGUCCAGAAAACCAUCGACAGGCUCGGGCCCUGGCACAAUGACGCCACUGAAACGCACAAAAACAAUGCCAAUGCGCAUGCCCAUCAUGGAAAACACGUCACCGGCAGGGAGAGUGAAUCCAAGGAGAAGGGUAUUCACAAAAAGCUUUCGGAUUCCGAGGACUCUGGCAUGAGGGUCAUAACCAUUGCUGGAGAAAACAGAGGGGCUUUCAUGGAACUGAUCCAGUCCCCGAAGAAACCCGAAGCCAAGUACCUUCACAAGAAGGGGAAUUCGAGCAUCAACGUGGACGGGGUGGAGUCGGAGGGUUCCAGUGCCGAGGACGGGGGUGUGAGCAAGAAGGAUAAGAAUCAGAAAGGUAAAACAGCGUCUUCGUUUCCCAUGGCUGCGUACAUGAACAGCAACGUGCAGUGUGUGAACAACUCCCUCCUGUACAACACUUCUUGCUCCCACCACGACCCCGGAGUGCGCCUUUCUCUUUCAAAGAAACCAUUCGGUGAAGGUUUCCAUCUGAAGGAACACGGUGAUGGUCACCACGCUUGAUUCCAGAGAGAGUGUUGUUGGAAUUGGACUUAGUUGUUUUGUGCUUCUGGCUUACGUUAUGUUAUGGUAAGAUAAUAUGGUAUAUGGCAUAUUUAUAUAUAUUGGAAAAAAAAAAGUUCAGUAGCCAACUUGGGGGACGAGUUCUAAUUCUUCUGCUUCGUUGAAGAUUCUUCACAGCCCUCAGUGGAAAAUGGAAAACAAAUAUGUAUAAUGUAUGUAUGGGUGAUGCUUACGGCUUUAUUCAAACACUUGAUUGUUUUUGUAUGGAAGAGAUUCUGAAGCAGUCUAUUACAUGGGGAGAGGGUUGUGUAUAUGGUUCAUUUUCCUUUGUUAAUUGCUCUUUUGCAAUAAAUUUGUAUCACCAAUAUAAUAAUGUAUGUUGUGUUAAAACA